Paralichthys olivaceus (Japanese flounder) is the source of this 1598-nucleotide messenger RNA. The record is from RefSeq and is a predicted model, not a curated record. Lineage: Eukaryota; Metazoa; Chordata; Actinopteri; Pleuronectiformes; Paralichthyidae.
AUGGAGUCUGGUUUUCUCACCUUUAUUCUUGUUUCUUCAUUUGCGGUGCAUUCCUUUCACUCUGGCAUCACAGACUGGGAUGAUGUCGUGGUGGCCAGAGCGGGUUCGUCCACCACCUUGGUCUGCACUGAUGCGACUGUGAGAGGUCCCGUCACCUUAAACUGGAUGGUAAAGUCACUCGGUGCGAAAGAAUGGAAACUGGUUCUAUCAGCUAGCGAGAGCAAUACGUUCUCUGGCGGUGCCUCGAAGGCAUCCAUGCAAUUGACUGAGUCCAACUUUCAAGGCACUGGGGUUUUCUCACUGUCUUUCUGCCCCAAAAUGGAAGACGGAGGCCUCUACUCAUGUUUGAUACAGCAGCAAGAGAGGAAACUGAAGGAAAGGAUACUUCUUUUAGCUAUCCUUACAGUCACCGUCCUCCCCUCUCCAAUCAUUCCGAAGUACAGCACCCUGCGGAUGAUUGCCAGGGUCACUCCAGACAUCACCAAAAUCACCUGGAUAUCACCGGAUGGUAUUUCCAUAAAGAGCGAGAAUACACCAAACGUGGGCACGGAGGCAAAACUGCCACUGGUGCAGCACACGGACAACGGUGUCUACAUCUGCAUGGUUCACCCUUUGGGAAACAGCAGCAUUUUCCCCUUCAGUGUGAACAUAACUGUUGAUGCAGCUGACAAAGUGGUCUCGCUCACUGAUAACAGAAAUGACACUAUGACCUCUACUGCCACACGGGUUCGGAUGCCCUUGCUCCUAAACUGCCCCAGUUUUCAGGGGGACUUUGUCCGGCUGCAGUGGCAACCCCCAGACACAAGGAAUAACAUGCAGGGUGUGAUCCAGUAUGAUCGCUGGAGGGACUCCACCUCGCUGACCAAGCAUAGCAGGAGAGUCCAGCUUGCCGGCCCGCCCUAUAACUCAGAGGCUGGGAGCUUCGCAUUUCUACUCAAGCCCGAGCUCAAUGAAGGUGGCCUCUACGCCUGUGAGGUGUUCCUCAAUGACAAGCCCUCCAUCCACAGCACCAUGGUCAGCGUAAUGAAAGUUAAAACCAAACGUUCAUCCUCAAAGCUGGAGUUGAGCUGCCUGUACUCCGAGCGGUCCCAGGUCCGGAGCGUCAAAUGGAAGCACCAGAACACCAAUCGCCAGCUGCAAAUGUCAAGCAACAGCCCGGGCAGCAUCACCACCACUGUGCCCUUACCAAUCACCCCUGACACAGCUGGAAACUACACCUGCACCCUGAAGCUGAAAAAUGGGCAGACCAUCUGUGCCAUGCAAGCUGUCACGCUGCCCCCUGAAGUGCAUGUCGGUGUCACCGCCCCCCCUAUGCUCCCUUCUCUCUCUGCUUUAUUACUCCUGGUGCCCCUGGUUGCUGCGGCUGUUGGUGUGUUGCUAUGGAGACAGAAACAAAUUUCUGAUCGUGAUAUCGAGUAUUCGCUGUCUGUCCAGUCGGGUGAAGUAGAAAACAUCUAUGAGAAUCCUGAUGAUAUCAGACAGCAGGGUCCUCCCCAGGGAUCGGUCUACAUGGAUUUGAAGCCGAGAGGAGAGGAUGAUGUCUAUAAGGAACUGGAGCGAUACGAGCAGUGUCAGAGCUGAUCACCUAUACCCACAUC